AUCACAUCUCGCUCAGUUUUGUUGUCGCGUAGAAUCCCGAUGCAACAAAAAGCCAUAGACGGUGAUGGCUGGCUUGACACGGGUGAUCUUGGCUGGGUCGCCCCAGUGUGGAAAACUGGCGCUGCUAGAAAAUGUGGAGGAAUGUUAGUCUUGGAGGGGCGUGCAAAAGAAACUAGUGUUCUCUCAACAGGUGAGAAUGUGGAGCCAACAGAGAUUGAAGAGGCAGCAGUCUUAUUGAUCAAAUCAUGGUUGUCGGUCAGGACCAAAGGCAACCAAGCUUCGCAGGGACGCCAUUUUAAUGCGCUACCGGAACCAAAUCGAUUACCUAUUCAAUAAUACAUUAUAAAUAUGUGUACAAGAAUGACUCAUCAUGCUUAAACCGUAAUAACAAUUUACUAUGUGAAACAGCCAUUUUUCACUUCAA
Messenger RNA from Selaginella moellendorffii, 424 nucleotides. Its product is annotated as probable acyl-activating enzyme 16, chloroplastic. The record is from RefSeq and is a predicted model, not a curated record. The transcript has 3 exons. Gene Ontology annotation, molecular function: long-chain fatty acid [acyl-carrier-protein] ligase activity. NCBI's taxonomy places the organism in Eukaryota, Viridiplantae, Streptophyta, Lycopodiopsida, Selaginellales, Selaginellaceae. Gene Ontology annotation, biological process: fatty acid elongation. Bases 40 to 336 code for a protein of 98 amino acids. Gene Ontology annotation, cellular component: chloroplast.